Sycon ciliatum is the source of this 1531-nucleotide messenger RNA. Its product is annotated as aflatoxin B1 aldehyde reductase member 2-like. The transcript is spliced from 11 exons. The record is from RefSeq and is a predicted model, not a curated record. NCBI's taxonomy places the organism in Eukaryota, Metazoa, Porifera, Calcarea, Leucosolenida, Sycettidae. The coding region runs from base 217 to 1173 and encodes 318 amino acids.
GCCGAGCUAGACACGUGGUGACGUCGAGUGUUUGGCGGCCAAAGAGACUUCACUCCACAUAAACACAAAACAGUGGACUGAACCAGAGUUUGGAUUUUCAGACUCGGCUGUAGUACUUUGAAGUGAUUGUGAAGUAUUUAGUUAGUUUACUCUUCUACUCAGAUUGGUCUUCUACCCGUUCUCCACACGUACACACCCAACGCAUUAGCCUUAGCCAUGGCUGUUCGUACUAUUCUUGGAACAAUGGAGUUUGGGAGGAGGGCUACAAUGGCCGAGAGCUUGGAGAUGACCCAGUUCUUCGUCAACGCUGGUCAUAAGGAGCUGGACACUGCUUACAUGUAUAGCGGUGGAAAGUCGGAGGAAUUCAUCGGCGACAUGCCAAUUUCACAUGACCCGAACAAGGUCUCUGUGGCAACCAAAGUCAAUCCCUGGGGACCGGAAGGUCUUACAGCGGAGGGAGUCAAGAAGCAAUUCACUACCUGCUUGGAGCGCCUGCGCUCUGACUCUGUGGAUAUCCUGUAUCUGCAUGCUCCGGACCACAAGACGCCCAUCGAGGAUACACUUGCAGUCGUACAAGAAUUCUACAAAGCUGGAAAGUUCAAGGAGCUAGCACUGUCAAACUAUGCUGCCUGGCAAGUGGUGGAGAUCUACUACAUCUGCAAAGCUAAUGGCUAUGUACUGCCAACUCUCUACCAGGGCAUGUACAACGCUUUCACUCGGGACAUUGAGAAGGAACUGCUUCCUGCUCUGCGACGCCUGGGAAUUCGAUUCUACGCUUACAACCCGCUCGCCGGAGGUCUGAUGACUGGGAAGUACAAGUACGAGGACGAGGACAUUCCCAAUAGCCGCUUCUUUGGCAACUCUUGGUCGCAGACGUAUCGCAAUCGCUUCUGGAAGAAAGUCUACUUUGACGCUCUGGACUGUAUCCGAGAUGCUAUGGCGACUGCCGGCAAUGAUGCGUCCCUUACCGAAGUCUCCCUGCGAUGGAUGUACCACCACUCACAGUUAGCGGCUGCAAACAAUGAUGGUGUUAUUCUCGGUGCAUCCAACAUGGGACAUUUGACCCAAAAUAUGGCUGCCACUGAGAAGGGACCUCUUGAACCAGCUGUGGUUGAGGCAUUCGAGAAGGCAUGGAAGAUGACCGCACCAGAGUGUGAGAUCUAUUUCCGGUGAGCCGUUGCCGUCCACUCCAAGCACCGCUCUUGUGUGAGCGCAUGCAUAACCUCUAGUUUUUUUCCCUCGUCUGCUACCGGAUGAUGCUCAUUGUAAGUUAGUGGUGUGCCGUUGAGAGUUUGAAUUGCCUUUGGCCAUCACCUGCCCUUUGUAGCUGUUUUGCCAUGUCUUACUUCUUGAAAAAGAUAGUUUGCUACCACCUUAGUGCUACGCUUGCUUUUGUUCUAUUUUACAACUCUACCCUUUCAAUUCAUAGCGUUGCUUUGCAAACUGCUUACAUUUUAAUUUUUAGAUUACCUUCGAGCUAUUGAAUGCUGGCAUUCGGAAGUCCACUGACAAAUACAACAGUUAAACUGAA